This is a messenger RNA of Closterium sp. Naga37s-1, 906 nucleotides long. Lineage: Eukaryota; Viridiplantae; Streptophyta; Zygnematophyceae; Desmidiales; Closteriaceae. The record is from the annotation of a GenBank genome assembly.
AUGCCAGACCGCUGCCUACACCUUUGCUUCUGUGCUGCUCCUGCUUUGCUUCCCAUCGCCUUUCCUCCUCACCCUUCCUCCCUCGCCGAUCUGGUGAGUAACUCGCUCGCGCCCAAUCUUCCCCUCGCCCUUGGUGCUGCCAGCGCUUCUCAGGUGUCGGGGAUCGCGGAGCUCUCCUUCCCUCCUGCCCAUAACGAUUGUCUCGGUGACGCCACUCCUCCUCCCAUCUCCCUCUCUGUCCUCGCUGCAGAUCACGUUCUGGCGAGCGAUCCGGCGAGCGUGGCCCACUUCCCCGCCCCCCGUCAUGCUGGCGAUACGAAUCUGGCGAACGCGACUCGCCUCCACGCCUUCCCUCAUGGCGCUGGCGCCGAUCCGGCGAGCGUGACCCGCCUCCCCGCGCUCCGUGAUGCUGCUGACGCGGAUCCGGCGAGCGUGACUCGCCUCCCCGCCUCCCGCUGCGAUUCCUCCACGGAUCCGGCGAGCGUGACUCGCCUCCCCGCCUCCCGCUGCGAUUCCUCCACGAAUCCGGCGAGCGUGACUCGCCUCCCCGCCCCCCGCUGCGAUUCCUCCACGGAUCCGGCGAACGCGAUCCGCCCUCCCGUCUCCCGCUGUGAUACCUCCCCGGAUCCGGCGAACGCGAUCCACUUCCCCGUCUCCCGUCACGAUGUUGACGUGGCUCAGGCGAACGCGACCCGCCUCCCCGCCUUUCGUCAUGAUGCGGGCGCAGAUCUGGCGCGCGCGGACCGCUUCCCCGCUUUCCGUCAUUCUGCUGGCGCGGAUCUGGCGCGCGCGACGCGCCGUUGCCCUGCUCCCCGCCGUGCGCCUGCUGUCCAGAAACGUGCGCUUCCUUACGCGCGCUUCGUACGCCGCCAGUUCCGCCUGUCUCUUCCGCCUCGCCUGCCUUAG